CUUUCUGUGUGGAACAAAACAAAACAUAAAACGUUUCACUCUGUAUAAAACAUAACCAAACAUAACACUAAUUAUGUCUGCAAAACGAAGUGUCUACAAAAAGAAUAGUCCAAAUAAUAAACUCGUUGUCUACUUAGUUCAACGAGAUAUAUUCGAUGAUCUGCAGAGUGUAGAUCCUAUCGAAGGUGUUGUUACCAUGGAUAAGAAUAGUUUGAAAAACGCCAAAGUAUUUGCACGUAUACGAUGUACAUUUCGUUAUGGGGAACAACAAUUAGAUGAAGUUCUAUCUGGUGUUACAUUUUAUAAAGAAUUUUUUAUACAAACUUUACAAAUCUAUCCAAUGGAAAAUAAUUUAUCUGAUGUAUUCGGUGAAGUUCAAAAACGACUGAUUGAACGUUUCGGAAGUGAAGCCUUGCCAUUUCACUUCACAUUACCUCAUGAUAUUCCAGCUUCGAUAACCCUGCAAUCGGAGAAUACAAACGCGGUUGAAGAUAGUCCAUGUGGAAUUGAAUAUGUUCUACAGAUUUUUGCCGGAGAAACAGCACAAUCCACGUCUAGCAAACGAAAUACAAUCAGUUUGGCGAUACGUCGGUUAACAUUGGCUAUACCAAAAUUAGACGCGGAUGUUUACACGAAACAAGUGGUUAAACCAUUCCACUUUCAUUCUGGUCAAUUACAAAUUACAGCUACUUUACCGAAGGAAAUAUUUUUUCAUGGAGAAUCAAUAGAAAUUCACUUGACUAUAGAUAAUGCUUCAAGUAAUGUUGUACGCCGAUUAAAGUUACAAGUGAUACAGACUGUUGAAAUCACCUUGUUCAAACAACGUACAACACGUUGCACUGUCAUUGAUAUGGAAGUAGAGAAAGGAUUUCCAAUUGAAUCACAAACUGCUGGUUGGACUCAGUCGUAUCAUUUAAGACCAUCGCUACAAGAUACUCGACAACAAGCUGGUCUAGCACUGGACGGUAAACUGAAACAUCAUGAUACAAAUCUUGCUAGUUCAACACUGAUUAAAGAUUACAGGAAAAAAGAGAGUAUGGGAAUUGUUGUUCAGUAUAUGAUAAGAAUCAAAGUGGUGACUGGUUUCGGUGGACGUGAUGUUCAAUUAGAAAUACCCUUUAUCUUGUGUCAUCCACGUAAAGAACAAGAAGUAGUGAAAGCUGAAGCCGCAACCAACGAUUUAGUCAUUGAAAAGUUCAAACGACCAAAAGCAAAACGUUUAGCAUCUGAAGAUGUCGAUAGUAAUUGAUCCAUGAUCUUCAGUCCGUUUAUAUAUACAUACAUACAUACACUCAAUUCAUUUUAGUAAGCGAUAAAAAAAUUGACAUCUGUCGACAUUAUAUCAUUGUAAAGGCAUAACACAAUUUGAAGCAUUAAUUUUCAACUACUUAUCAGUAGACGAAAUAAUUUAUCAUAAAAUAAUUAAUAAUUUAUCUGUCGUUUUAAUCCAG
Messenger RNA from Trichobilharzia szidati, 1451 nucleotides. Lineage: Eukaryota; Metazoa; Platyhelminthes; Trematoda; Strigeidida; Schistosomatidae. The record is from the annotation of a GenBank genome assembly.